Otolemur garnettii (small-eared galago) is the source of this 1723-nucleotide messenger RNA. It is a transcript of the gene GC, whose product is annotated as GC, vitamin D binding protein. Gene Ontology annotation, molecular function: vitamin transmembrane transporter activity; vitamin D binding. NCBI's taxonomy places the organism in Eukaryota, Metazoa, Chordata, Mammalia, Primates, Galagidae. The transcript is spliced from 13 exons. The coding region runs from base 99 to 1535 and encodes 478 amino acids. Gene Ontology annotation, biological process: vitamin transport. Gene Ontology annotation, cellular component: blood microparticle; cytoplasm. The record is from RefSeq and is a predicted model, not a curated record.
AGUCGUGAACCUUAGUAAAAGAGACCUGCCACUUCAGACGACCAUCUUUCCGUGGUGACCUGCAAGAGGCAGGAGGGCGCCCGCCCACCAGCAGGAACAUGAAGAGGGCCCUGGUCUUCCUGCUCGCUGCUGCCCUGGGGCAGGCCCUGGAGAGAGGCCGAGAUUAUGAGAAGGAUAAAGUCUGCAAGGAGUUUGCCCAUCUGGGAAAGGAUGAGUUCACAUCUCUGUCCCUAGUCCUAUACAGCAGAAAAUUUCCCAGUGGAACGUUUGAACAAGUCAAACAGCUCGUGACGGAAGUUGUCUCCUUGACUGAAGCCUGCUGUGCGGAAGGGGCUAACCCCGACUGCUACGACAACAGGACCUCGGCGCUGUCGGCGCGGUCCUGCGAGCGCGACUCCCCGUUCCCGGCGCACCCGGGCACCGCCGAGUGCUGCGCGCGCGAGGGCCUGGAGCGCAAGCUCUGCAUGGCGGCGCUCAAGCACCAGCCGCAGGAGUUCCCCACCUACGUGGAGCCUACGAACGACGAAAUCUGCGAGGCGUUCAGGAAAGAUCCGAAGGGAUUUGCUGACCAAUUUAUGUAUGAAUAUUCCAGCAAUUACGGACAGGCCCCCCUGCCGCUUCUGGUCAGCUACACCAAGAGCUACCUCUCUAUGGUGGGGUCCUGCUGUACCUCCCCCAGCCCAACCGUGUGCUUUUUGAAAGAGAGACUCCAGAUGAAGCCCGUGUCAGUUCUCACCACCAUGUCGAACAGAGUCUGCUCACAAUAUGCUGCUUACGGGAAGGAGAAAUCAAGGCGCAGCCAUCUCAUAAAAUUAGCCCAAAAAGUGCCCACUGCUGAUCUGGAGGAUGUCUUGCCACUAGCUGAAGAUGUCACGAAUAUCCUCACCAAAUGCUGCCCAUCCACCUCCGAGGACUGCAUGGCCAAGGAGCUGCCUGAACACACAGUAAAAGUCUGUGAGCACUUAUCCACCAAGAGUUCUAAGUUUGGGGACUGUUGUCAAGAAAAGACUCCCAUGGACGUUUUCAUGUGCACUUACUUCAUGCCAGCUGCACAGCCACCCGAGCUGCCGGAUGUUAAGCUGCCCACGGGUAGAGACGUGUGUGAUCAUGGGAACACUAAAGCCGUGGACCAGUAUACAUUUGAACUAAGCAGAAGGACUCACGUUCCAGAAGUAUUCCUCAGUAAAGUGCUCGAGCCGACCCUGAAAAGCCUGGGUGAAUGCUGUGAUCUCGAAGACCCUGCCACCUGUUUAACAGCUAAGGGCCCUCAGCUGGAGAAGGAACUGUCUUCUUUCAUUGCCAAAGGACAAGAACUAUGUGCAGAUUAUUCAGAAAACACAUUUACUGAAUACAAGAAAAAACUGGCAGAGCGACUGCGGGCAAAGCUGCCGGACGCUGAGCCCACUGAGCUGGAGGCCCUGCUGGAGAAGCGCUCUGACUUCGCCUCCAAGUGCUGCUUUGUGAACUCACCUCCUCUCUACUGUGACUCACAGAUUGAUGCUGAGAUGACCAAUGUCCUGCAGUCCCAGGCAUGAGCAUGAUCUUUGAGACUUAGAGCUGGAAUCACCUUGAAGAACAACCUCUCGUGGCUUUAGCAAAACCAGUGAGCUUCUGGAGAGACAUCUGGGAUACCCCUACCUGUUCCAGCUACAGUGUCUUCAUGCAAUGAAUAAGUAUUAUGAUUUACUUUCUAAAUAAAUUGAAAUCCAAUGCAAACCGUGAA